AUGGAGCCAGGAAGUGCGCUGUUUACGUUGGGGACUACGUAUCAUGGUGCUGGGGAGAAUGAAUGUGAGGCUGGAGAUCCGGAUGCAUUGAGGACGUUGUUUGCUGUGUUUGCGCAAAGAGAUUACUUUCGCCAAGAUCCAGAGGAGGUGCUGUCCACACCGAUUGAGGUCAAAGCUGUGGGUGGUGUGGGAUAUGUCGAGGACCAUCAGAGCCCUGUCGAGUUCUUGUUUAAGGAUGAUACGGGGAUUGGUGCGUAUGGCUCGACGAGGGGCAAUCUCGCUCUGUAA
This is a messenger RNA of Fulvia fulva, 288 nucleotides long. RefSeq lists its product as uncharacterized. The transcript is spliced from 2 exons. The coding region runs from base 1 to 288 and encodes 95 amino acids. NCBI's taxonomy places the organism in Eukaryota, Fungi, Ascomycota, Dothideomycetes, Mycosphaerellales, Mycosphaerellaceae. The record is from RefSeq and is a predicted model, not a curated record.